AUGCCACGGUAUUUAGCACUUGACUACGCUUUCGAGGCAAUUAAAGAGCAUCAAAAUUUCCUGAGUAUAUUCCUCUUGGCUCUGCCAUCAAGUCUUGAUGUUCAUUCAAAUGUCAAAAGAGAUGAUGACAGUUACAAAUUGCCUUGGCUUAAAUUGAAAGGCAAGAGUACAUUAAGCUCCUUGACUGAUUGUUCUGGAAUAAAAGAAUCCUUGAGGCAAAUUGUUCCUUCUUCUUUUGAACGAGGAUUAGAGACAAUCUCGGAAGAAACACUUCAUUUUGAAUCAGUUGAAGAUGAUAUUGUACCAAGCUCCAAUCCAGACUCUCCCCUAUUGGACUAUCAGACAAAGCUUAGUAUCCAGUCUGAGCUCAAGCAUAAAGACCCAUGUGAGAUUCCCAGCAGUAUUGAAGGCCAUCCUGUGAAGGUCCAAGAGGAUGACCUUCAUUGUCAUUGUAAAGGAAGGGAAUAUGCAAGGUUCAUGCUGGAGAACUUGGUUGAUGUCACUUCUGACUCAAGGCAACACCAGACCUACAAUGAUAUGUGCAAACAGUUAGUCCCUAUUACUAUUAAGGAUCCGUUCGCAAACCUUCCUCCUGAGCAGACAGCUGAAGACCUACGAUUAGGGACAAAUGAACAUAAAGAUAUCACAACUGAGCCUUUCACAGAGCUGGAGUUAAUGAAAGAUUUAGAGAAACUUCCUGAUGCAUGGAAGGACAAACAACAAAACAAUGAAGAACUUCUACUGCCUGAGCUGGUUUCAAUGGCCCAUUUUGAGAACAAUCAUCCAAGUAUGUGUGAUGUCAUGCCUGACUACUGCCUAAGGUUGGAAGAGGAUAGCUAUACUAAGCAGUUUGAUUGGUCUGAAACAGAGUUUCUAGGAUUGGACUCCACUUCAACUAAAUCACAUCCAGAACAGCUUCCUCAUAUCAGUCAAACUGAUGGUGAUCCUAUCAAGCUGAAUUGUGAAGGCCUUGGUCCAUCGGAAGAUGUGGAAUCCAGUGAUGUUCAAAAAAGAUCUUUGGAGUCUCCACAAACCCCUAUUGAUGUUUCUACGACCUCAGAAAAUCCAGGACAAGACAAUGAGAAGCUUCCUAUAACUCCUAUAUCAUGCUUUGAUACUGAGAUCGUGACUCCAAAGACCAAAGAGAAGACAAAAAAGAGAAUAUGGAAGACUGAACAAUAUUUGCAUGAGGCAGUGGCACUUAGUCUUAAAGUUCCUGAGGUGAAGAAUAUGGAUAAACCUAAUCCUCUCUUGUCACCCAAGUCAGAACUUGGCUUGACCAAAGAACAUGGCAACACCGAUGUUGAUCUGUUAUUACCAUGGCAACUAGUCAAUAUGUCAAAGGUUAUGAAGAACAAGAAGUUUACAAUGACCAUUGAGGGAUUAGAGGGUGCAGAUGAGAUCAAAAUGUUAGACAGUAAAGUGGACAGCUGCCAAGAACCAGUGGUUAAAGAAGAUUUAUCAAUAGAUGAUGAUGAGAGUGAUAUAAUGUUAGAGCCUUUGGAAGUGGAGACAAAGCAGCCUUCUAAAGAAUGUUCAUCAUCUGAUUCUGAUGAACAAACUGAAAAUUCUGAAGAGCAUAUGAAUACGACGUCAGAUACAUCUGUCACUGAAAAUGAGAAGCCACUAGCUGAGGAGAGUAAGGAGAAGAAAGAAGAUGCUGCUCCCAAAAGAUGUUCUCCUAUAGGGGAUCCAUUGAUGGACUUCUUAAAGCUUAGAUGCAAGGAAUCUCUCAUCAGGAAGGACCUGCCUCCUCUCCCACCCCCACUCCUUCCAAGAGCAGAUCAGAGUAGCAAAGAGCUUCAAUUGAAAAGCACAAAUGACGCAAAGACUGUUUCCAAGCCUGUGGUAAUUAAAAAGGAGAUUCUAGAUCAUGAUGACUCCAAAGAAUCUGAGCUAACACCUACCAAGUCUGGUAAUAAAAAGUCAAAGAGCAGAACAGUUGAAGUUACUCUGACAGCACCAUUUGUUGAGAUGAUGAAAGUACUAGAAGAUGCCCUAACUCCAGUGAUGAAUCACCUUCAUUCUACCAAUGUACUGUCACCAUCCUACACACUCCAUACACUCACACCAGAUGUUUCUAGAUUCCUCCUACUACAGUAUGAAAAGCAGAGUAAAUCUACAGACAAAGAAGACACAGAAGAAUAUCAACAAAUUGUUCUCCUUCACAGCUAUGUAACUGCUAUAGAUCUGAUGAUACACUGUGAUGCUGUAUCAGCAAUCAUGCACUUGGCCCUUGCCAAUGAGAGAUAUAAAGAUAUCCUAAGAGAUUUGAUAUAUGUACAUGGAUAUCAUUGA
This is a messenger RNA of Lytechinus variegatus (green sea urchin), 2298 nucleotides long. RefSeq lists its product as uncharacterized. Gene Ontology annotation, molecular function: ATP hydrolysis activity; single-stranded DNA binding. The record is from RefSeq and is a predicted model, not a curated record. NCBI's taxonomy places the organism in Eukaryota, Metazoa, Echinodermata, Echinoidea, Temnopleuroida, Toxopneustidae. The coding region runs from base 1 to 2298 and encodes 765 amino acids. Gene Ontology annotation, cellular component: condensed nuclear chromosome. The transcript has 16 exons. Gene Ontology annotation, biological process: resolution of meiotic recombination intermediates.